AUGGAAAAACUUCCUUCGACUCGAGGAUCGCCCUCGAAGCAACUUGCUGCUUUCAACCCCAUGGGGUAUGAGGCUGUUGCCCAGAGAGAAAGUUCUGUUCCGUUGCCUGGAACUUCGACCAACCGCCCGAUCGGUGAUCCGUUUGCUGGUUGGAACAAUGAAAUGCGACAGGGGUUUAACGUCCCCGCGUCUCAGGCGCCCGCCACUACUGCAAACCCUAAUAGUGGAAGCUCUGUUUCUACUUAUGCCUAUGCAGCCCAACCAUUUGAACAUGCCAAUAUCUUGACUCAGGUUGGUGCGCCCGCACCCCUUGGGCGGGCUAACAUGCAGACAUCAGCCAACCAGUUUGAGUACUCGUCUCCUUCCUCGCAGGUAUCUCCUGCAAAUGCUGGUUCUGGUGGAAUGCAAUACUCGCCUUCUCAAGCCAUCGCAGCUCGAUCGCUGGAUCAAAUGCAAUACUCACCUCAUACACCAUAUCACGCUCGGGGGCGUUUGGGUGGAUCACAAUAUCAACUCUCUCCCGUUCAGACAGCUAUUGCCAACACUCGUUACUCGCCAUCCCGUCAGGGCUUUAGCUAUGAGUACAACCCCGCCCCUCCUUUUAUGUCUAACUUGUUCACCACCACUAACAGCCCUGCUGUUGGAGACGCUCUUGAUACUGCACACAUCGAUCCUCAAGCUGGUCGCUCUACCGGUACCAUCCAUUCACGAUCCUCCACUGGAAUUCAUGAUGUUGCUGAAAAGCAUCGAUCUUUUAUCGUGCACAAUGUCCCUCUCGACACCUCGCACCGUUCUGUCGUUAUGAUGUUCCCGAUCGAGGAAUAUCCUUCCCUUCAGGCUGUUUGCCUCCAACACAUUGCAACUAGGGGCAUGUUCUCGUUUUCGUUUGGCGAUCUCAGAGACAACAUCAAUGCCAUGAAUAAAAUCCGCUCAACUCGUCCUGGAUGGCGCGUCUUCCCGUCCACUGUCCAAGAGAUUGCUACCCUCAAUGGAUCCAAUGAAUCCGCUUCCUCUCCUGCACCUGCUCCCCAGGAUGGUGCAUUUGUGCUUUCUGUGUUCACCAACCAAUGGCUCCUGGAAUCUAUGGAUGGGGUUGUUCAAAAUAUCGUUGCUUCCCUUGGCACGCCACGUUUCUGCAAGCUCAUCGAGACCGGACGAAACUCGAGCCGAUACCACGUGGAAUAUUUCAACCUGGGUCAUGCGGCUUACGCUGUUUCAUGCCUCAAUGGAUUUAAGCUCGAUAGUCUUUUUUUCGAGGUUUACCCAGUUGAGGAGAAAGAAGAGCUGCCUAUUCUUUCUCAGAUUCAAUCGCCCCGGCGUGUUUCUCAAAUUCAAACGCCUAGCCGUGCUUCGCACCAACGAACUCCUACCCAUGGUUCUAACCUUCAAACACCUAACCGUGUUCCCCCUCAGAGCCCCGUGAGCCCAUAUGACCCCAUGUCCAACGAGCUCGACAAGGCCGCCGGUUCCCCUAAUAAUAAGAAUAACAUUAUUCAUCUCGAUCGGAUCAUGCAGGGACUAGAUCUCCGCAGCACCGUUAUGAUCCGCAACGUUCCCAAUAAGCUCAAUACAGAUCAACUCAAGAUGCUUCUCGAUGAGUCCAGCUUUGGGAAGUAUGACUUCCUCUACCUUCGGAUGGAUUUCUGGAACCGUUGCAACGUUGGUUAUGCGUUCAUGAACUUCGCGGAUCCACUUGAUAUUGUUACCCUCGUUCGCGCUCGAGAGGGCCAGUCUUGGCCCGAUAGCAGCUCUACGAAGAAAACUGAGAUCUCCUAUGCUACACUCCAGGGAAGAGAUACUCUCAUCAGCAAGUUCCGCAAUAGUCACGUUAUGACCCGUCCUCACGACGAACAACCUCGACUUUUCUACACCGACGGUCCUCGUUUAGGCAGUGAGAUGCCUUUCCCAGCCCCCAAUGACGCCAGUAAGCUGCGUCGCUCGGUUGCUAGCACUACCCAACAAGGCCUCUUCUCACCUCGACCCCGAUUUAACACUACGCCGCGCAGCAAUAACCGUUCGCGUCCUCAGUCUCUGACCUUUGGCCAGAAUUACCAGGGUCAACCUUCCUUCCGCAGUCCCCAUAAUUCUGGUGGACAAUUCCAACAUACCCGCAAUGCCUCUAGUGGACAAUUUGUCCAACCUAUGCGCAAUGUACCUAGUGGUUUUUCUCCUGUGAGGGCUCAGGAUCAUCAGGUUACCUCGCCACGACACUCUCGGUCCUUCAGCGAGACUUCCCGUGCUCAGGAUCAUCAUUUUACCUCGCCACGACAGUCCCAGUCCUUCAGCCGGACACCCCGAGGCCAAGCUUCUAUCCGCAAUCCCCAGGAUACUAGUGGACAAUUGGCCCAACAUGACCCCAAUGGCUCUGAUGAGGACUCUUCUCCCGUGAAAGCUGAGGAUCGUCAGUUCACCUCGCCGAGGAAUUAA
Molecule: messenger RNA, 2427 nt
Organism: Penicillium griseofulvum
Lineage: Eukaryota; Fungi; Ascomycota; Eurotiomycetes; Eurotiales; Aspergillaceae
Product: putative meiosis protein MEI2
Exons: 14
Coding region: 1-2427 (808 amino acids)
Molecular function (GO): RNA binding
Source: RefSeq, a predicted model, not a curated record